Molecule: messenger RNA, 771 nt
Organism: Chelonus insularis
Lineage: Eukaryota; Metazoa; Arthropoda; Insecta; Hymenoptera; Braconidae
Gene: Coq6
Product: ubiquinone biosynthesis protein COQ6, mitochondrial
Exons: 5
Coding region: 1-771 (256 amino acids)
Biological process (GO): ubiquinone biosynthetic process
Cellular component (GO): mitochondrion
Molecular function (GO): FAD binding; oxidoreductase activity, acting on paired donors, with incorporation or reduction of molecular oxygen, NAD(P)H as one donor, and incorporation of one atom of oxygen
Source: RefSeq, a predicted model, not a curated record
AUGAACGUACAAUGGAUCAGAUGGGAUUAUGAUCAACUGGGUAUUGUAGCAACUGUUGAAUUAUCAGAGCCAACAGAAAACAAUGUUGCGUGGCAAAGAUUUCUACCAAAUGGUCCAGUAGCUUUAUUACCAUUAACAGAUUCCUUGAGCUCUGUUGUUUGGUCUAUCAAUACCAGUGAAGCAAAAAGACUGUUGAAGGUCUCUGAAGAAGAAUUUGUUGAUGCUUUAAAUGAUGCAUUAUGGAAAGUUUAUCCAAGGAAUGGUGUUGUUGAAAGUGGUAUGAAAGCAUUGCAACAAUUGCUUGAACAAUUCUCACUACAGACUGGAGUUUCGAGACAGCUUCAACCUUCAGUUUCUAAAAUAAUCGAAGGAUCACGAGCUGCUUUUCCUUUAGGGUUUGGCCAUGCUGCGUCUUAUGUUGCAAAUGGAGUUGUUUUAAUAGGCGAUGCAGCCCACAGAGUUCAUCCAUUAGCUGGUCAAGGUGUAAAUCUUGGUUUUGGAGAUAUUACGACUUUAGUGAAAGUUUUAAAUAAUGCUGUAAGAGAUGGAGCAAUGCUAGGAGAUACUCAGUAUUUAAAGAAAUAUGAAACAUCAAGACAAAGACAUAAUGUGCCCACCAUGCUUGCAAUAGAUGCUUUACAUAGAUUAUACAAAGGAACGGCAGCACCAAUUGUAUUAGCGAGGAGUUUAGGAUUACAACUAAUAAAUGCACUUGGCCCUGUAAAGAAAUUUCUCAUCGAUCAUGCUGAAGACACACGUACAGCUCGAUAG